This is a messenger RNA of Empidonax traillii (willow flycatcher), 1303 nucleotides long. RefSeq names its product exocyst complex component 6B-like. The transcript has 13 exons. NCBI's taxonomy places the organism in Eukaryota, Metazoa, Chordata, Aves, Passeriformes, Tyrannidae. Gene Ontology annotation, biological process: intracellular protein transport; Golgi to plasma membrane transport; exocytosis. Gene Ontology annotation, cellular component: exocyst; membrane. The annotation marks the transcript as partial. The record is from RefSeq and is a predicted model, not a curated record.
CUCUCCCAGCCUUCAGAUGGGUUGUGUUGAGCAUCCAGGAUGAAGAUGGAGAGGUGCCUGGAGCCCAGGAUUUGGUGGAUUUCUCCCCCGUUUAUCGAUGCCUGCACAUCUACUCUGUCCUGGGUGCCCGAGAAACCUUCGAGAGCUACUACAGGAAGCAGAGGAGAAAACAAGCCCGACUGGUCCUGCAGCCUCCCUCCAACAUGCACGAAACCUUGGACGGCUACAGGAAGUAUUUUAAUCAAAUUGUAGGGUUCUUUGUGGUGGAGGAUCACAUCCUGCACACGACUCAGGGCUUGGUCAAUCGCGCCUACCUGGACGAGCUGUGGGAAAUGGCCUUGUCCAAAACCAUCGCCGCCCUCCGGACACACUCGUCCUACUGCUCCGACCCCAGCCUGGUGCUGGACCUGAAGAACCUCAUCGUCCUCUUUGCUGACACACUCCAGGGCUAUGGCUUCCCAGUGAACCAGCUCUUUGACAUGCUGUUGGAGAUCCAGGACCAGUACAGUGAAACCCUCCUGAAGAAAUGGUCAGGAGUUUUCAGAAAUAUACUUGACUCAGACAACUACAGCCCCAUCCCGGUGUCAAAUGAAGAACUUUACAAGAAAAUAGUUGGACAGUUCCCAUUCCAGGACCCUGAACUUGAAAAGCAACCCUUUCCAAAGAAGUUCCCCUUCUCCGAGUCUGUGCCUAAAGUUUACAAUCAGAUCAAGGAAUUCAUCUACACCUGCCUGAAGUUCUCGGAGGACCUUCACCUGAGCUCCACCGAGGUCGAUGACAUGAUCCGCAAAUCCACGAACCUGCUGCUGACCAGGACGCUGAGCAACUGUUUACAGAACGUCAUCAAGAGGAAAAAUGUGGGGCUGACAGAGCUUGUACAGAUUAUUAUAAACACCACCCAUCUGGAGAAAUCCUGCAAGUUCCUCGAGGAAUUUAUCACCAACAUCACCAACGUGCUUCCGGAAACCGUGCACACGACGAAGCUCUACGGGACCACCACCUUCAAGGACGCCCGGCACGCGGCCGAGGAGGAGAUCUACACCAACCUGAACCAGAAGAUCGACCAGUUCCUGCAGCUGGCAGACUACGACUGGAUGGCCCCGGAGCCGGGGAGCAGGGCCAGCGACUACCUGGUGGAUCUCAUCGGCUUCCUGCGCAGCACCUUCGCCGUGUUCACCCACCUCCCGGGGCAGGUAGAUGUCCACUCUACCAUGUCGGUGAGUACGAGGCUUGCGUGUCGUGCCUGUCCGGUCUGCUCUGCUCUCACCUCCUGGUGUCGAGGGGGGGAGUUGAACCAGAAAAG